Messenger RNA from Psylliodes chrysocephalus, 1735 nucleotides. The record is from the annotation of a GenBank genome assembly. NCBI's taxonomy places the organism in Eukaryota, Metazoa, Arthropoda, Insecta, Coleoptera, Chrysomelidae.
AUGAAUUUUAUACCCUGGGAAAAAGAAUGGCCCUUUGAAAGUAAAUUUUGUCUGUUCGUGGGGGAAACUGAAAUUUUAAAAAAUUGUAACAAAUUUAAGAGAGAAAAUAUAAGAAUUGUACAUAAACAAACUCCCAAACCAAGAUAUGAGUCCAGUAUUCUUAAAAAACAUUUAAAUUUGGCAAAACAAGAUAAACAAAACAACUGUUAUAUUAAACGAAAUAAGUUAUAUGUAAAUGAAAAUAUUUAUUCUGUUGAAGACUUGUUAGGCGUGGAAGAACUAACGAACAACCUAAACAAAAAACCGAACAGUGCUCCAUCGACUCCAACUGCUGUGGACCCAAUACUUCCCGAAAAUAGAAACGUCUCUUUUGGUACUUCUCAAGAUCCAAACAUUGCGAUUAUUGUCAAAAAUCCACCCAGUACACCUAACAUUAAUAAAAUUGAAAGUGGAAUUCAUGUUAAGAAAUCACAAACCAGAAACAUCAAUUGGAUGCAUAGAAACUGCGAACCAAUUUUCAGAAAAAUAUCUACAGGUGUAUUAAAUAUAUCGAAAAAAAUAAGUUUUUUUCUUAUAACUUUACCACUCUGUAGUUCAAAAUCUAAGAGGUGUAGGACGUAUGUUUAUAGGAACUUUUUUGCUUCAUUUCGUCUAAGGGACACGCCUCUGAAUUUUUUCACAAUAUUAAAAAAACACCCUGUAUAUCACCCCCCUAAUUCUUCUGUUAGUAGUUGCCUUGAUGAAUUGGAGGAUAGCGUCGCCAACGUGUUACCAUCUUGUGACUUUCAUUGUCUCAGGGGGUAAUAAUAUAGAUUUUAUGACGCCUAGUAGAGGUUGUGAUCUAUGUAUACAUUUUUUAAAUUCCUAUGGACUAACACAAAUUGUUAAUGAACCAACUCAUAUAACCCGGCACAGCAAAACUCUCAUAUACAUUAUAUUUGUGUCAGAUGUCCAUCAAACAACAUGUGUUGAGGUACUAGAUGUCAGAAGCCGUGGCUUGUCAUAUCAUCAAGCUGUUCUUUGCAACAUAGAGUCAAUCGCUUUAGAAAAAAAAAGUAUAUAACCUAUCGUGACUUUUCACGAUUUGAUAUUAAUCUUUUAAUAAUUUACCCAUUAAAUUACGUUGAAGAUAUGAUUUUCCAUCUGAAUAAUUCCUUGAUCCAUCUUUUCUCUGUACAUGCUCCUUUAGUAAGAAAAAGAGUCACGAAACCGCAUACCCCUUGGCUUACUUAUAUAAAAAUAAUGAUUUCGUUAAGAGAAAACUUUAAAAAAAUAUAAAAAAGAUAAGACUAGCUAUACCGAACUAAGGAAUUUUACUACUGGAACAAUUCGACGAGAAAAAAAGGCUUAAUUAAACUUUGUUCUUAGAGAAAAGAAUUCCAAGACCACCAGGAACACUCUAAGAUUCUUAGAAAUUCUUAGAAAAAAAGCCAGUCCUAUUAUACCACUUAAAUAAUGUUACUGAAAUUAACAAACAUUUUAAUUCAUCUACUACUGCUCUGAAGUCAAUGACCAAUCAGUCUUACUUGAUCGGUAAUAUGAUCUUUCUCUUCUGAUUCAGUUUAAAAAUCUCUAAAUCGUAUAAAAAGUCAUGCCGUUGGUUUAGAUAACAUAUCACUGCGCAUGAUAGUUAUUUUUAUUAAAAUAAUUUCUUCGUGUCGUGGAAACAGGCUUUUAUUAUUCCGCUUGCUAAAUGUACCAACCAAAAUCGUUUGAAUUUAUACUUAAAAAUCAA